AUGAUUAAACAAUUCAUUGUAUUUACAAUUGCAACACUUCUCAUUGCAACAGUUGCAGUUCAUGCAUCUGAUGACAAGGAAAAGAAGGAUUCUGCAAGUACUUCUGGUGGUGGUUACUAUGGUGGUGGUGGUGGUUAUGGAGGUGGUUAUGGUUAUGCUGUUCCACCAGUAGCUCCAAUUCCAUACUAUGGUGGAUAUGGUGGUGGUGCUUCUUCCAAUAAUUAUGGUAACAAUUAUGGUUACAAUGGUGGUGCUGGUCAAAAUUAUGGAGUUGCUGGAGGAAAUUACAAUCAAUAUGCUCAAAAUACUCAAGCUUACAGUAAUCAAAUUAAUGCAGUUAGCUCAAAUCCAUACUCAAGCUAUGGAAGCAAUUACGUUGGACCAACUAGCUAUGGUAAUAAUAAUGCUUACAGUAGUUACUACCCUGCUCCAUAUUAUGGUGGUUACGGAGGUUAUGGUGUCCCAUACUAUGGUGGUUACGGAGGUGGUUAUGGUUAUGGAGCUGUUCCAUAUUAUGGUGGUUAUGGAGGUGGUUAUGGAGGUGGUUAUGGUUAUGGUGCAGGAUAUGGAUAUGGUGGUGGUUGUGGUGGAUAUGGUGUUUGUUAA
Molecule: messenger RNA, 606 nt
Organism: Naegleria gruberi
Lineage: Eukaryota; Heterolobosea; Eutetramitea; Acrasida; Naegleriidae
Exons: 1
Coding region: 1-606 (201 amino acids)
Source: RefSeq, a predicted model, not a curated record